AAUAUCACAUAUUCGUUGGUGACCUUAGUCCGGAAAUAGAAACACAACAAUUAAAGGAUGCUUUUACACCAUUUGGAGAAAUUUCAGACUGCAGAGUAGUGCGAGACCCGCAAACACUCAAAUCAAAAGGAUAUGGAUUUGUUUCUUUUGUAAAAAAAUCGGAAGCUGAAAGUGCUAUCACUGCUAUGAACGGUCAAUGGUUAGGAUCUCGGUCGAUACGAACAAAUUGGGCAACUAGAAAACCACCAGCAACAAAAGCUGACGUAAACUCAAAGCCACUGACAUUUGAUGAGGUAUACAAUCAAAGUAGUCCAACUAAUUGCACAGUAUAUUGUGGAGGAAUUAAUGGUGCACUUUCUGGUACAUUAACAGAGGAAAUAUUGCAAAAAACUUUUUCACCCUUUGGCACAAUUCAAGAGAUACGAGUAUUCAAAGAUAAAGGAUACGCUUUUGUUAGAUUUUCAACAAAAGAAGCUGCAACACAUGCAAUUGUAGCAAUUCAUAAUUCAGAAAUAAAUUCACAACCGGUUAAAUGUUCAUGGGGUAAAGAAAGUGGAGAUCCAAAUAAUGCACCAGCAAUUGCUAGUCAAGCAUUAAGUCAAGCUGGAUUUCCAUUUGGUACACCAUAUGGACAACAAGUAGCUGGUUAUUGGUAUCCACCAGCACCAACAGCAUAUCCAACGGCACCGGCACCAUCAACACCAUUACAAGCUGGGCAAUUUUUACAAGGAAUGCAAGGAUAUACAUAUGGUCAAUUUGCUGGUUAUCAACAAGGAUAUAUGGGAAUGGGAGUACAAAUACCAGGAGCAUGGCAAAGUGUACCAGCUCAAGCACAAAUACCAGCUGCAACUGCACAACAAAUUGCUCAAGGUGUUGGUAGUGCAUUACCACAAGCGACCGGUGUUGUUGCAUAUCCAAUGCAACAAUUUCAAGUUAGCCCACAGUUAGCAGAAGAUGAAUGGCUUGCCCCAAGUUUAUUAGUGUAGCUGCCUAGAUGGCAAAUUCAACCUUCAACAGCAACAGCACCAACAGGUGCAACAGCAAUAUCAGUUCAACCAGGAGCACAACAUCAAACAAUAAUAUCACAAACAGCAAUUACAUCACCAACAGCAGUUAAUGGUACAACUGCUGUUGUUGGAUCUAUACCAACAUCAUGUUCAUAUAUUGGACAACAGCAUACAAUUAAUCAUCAGCCUCAUCAUCAUUAUCAACAUCAUAAUCAUCAACAGCAACAGCAAUCAAUUAGAUAUGCAACAACUGGACAACAUCAUACAAUAUGCGGUUGUACACCAACAUUUUUAAAUGUCAAUGAAUCAUCCCCAACAGCAACAGCAAAUUACACAACAGCCACCCAAUUAUAUAAAAAUCAAUCAAUUUAGCUAUACAAUAACGAUAAUAGUUUUAAAUAUAUAAGUAAUAAUAAUAAUAAUAAAAUUCAAAAUGAAAAUGAGGAUGAGCAUGAUAUUGUUUUGCAAUACUUUUUGAAACGAAGAAAAAAAAAUUUAAAAAUUUUAUCCUAAAUAAAUUAGAACAUCGAAUAUCUAUUUGUGCAUGCAAUAUGGCAAAUACCAUAUUUUAAUAUUUUUAAAACAAAUUUUAUUUGAUUUUUUCAUUAUUAA
This is a messenger RNA of Condylostylus longicornis, 1619 nucleotides long. Its product is annotated as cytotoxic granule associated RNA binding protein TIA1. The record is from RefSeq and is a predicted model, not a curated record. NCBI's taxonomy places the organism in Eukaryota, Metazoa, Arthropoda, Insecta, Diptera, Dolichopodidae. The transcript has 7 exons. Gene Ontology annotation, molecular function: RNA binding. Bases 186 to 986 code for a protein of 266 amino acids.